Messenger RNA from Lolium rigidum, 1461 nucleotides. RefSeq lists its product as uncharacterized. Lineage: Eukaryota; Viridiplantae; Streptophyta; Magnoliopsida; Poales; Poaceae. The transcript has a single exon. The record is from RefSeq and is a predicted model, not a curated record. The coding region runs from base 1 to 1461 and encodes 486 amino acids.
AUGCAGGCACCUUGUGACUAUCAGUUGGCCUUGGCUGAUUGGGAGGGGAGGCCUGCUAUGGAACCAACUGCAUGGGUUCCUGGCCUCCCUUUGGAGAUGACAGUUGCUGCUCCUGCUAGCAAUAGUCUUGUCGUUAACGGACGGCGGCAGCUGGUUGAGAAGAGCAGUGAUCAUGAGUAUGCGGUUGAAGUAUUCAAGCAAGCAGCACAGUCAUUCCAGGAUGAACAUGACCAGAUGAAAACAAAGAUCCACUUGUUCCCUCCGAGCAUGGAAGAUCUCGUCGACAAGUAUGCUGCCCCCAAUGUCGUGGCCAUCGGCCCUUACCACCAUGGUGGGACUCCGGCCCUCCAGCACAUGGAGAGCACCAAGCAUGUGGCCGCCUGGCACUUCAUCAAUGACUCAGGCUGCUCCGUUGACGAGGUGUAUGGGGCGGUCUGCGAAGUCGCUGAUGAGGCCCGCAGCCACUAUGAUGAGAACAAGGUGUGGUCUUUUAGCGACGAUGACUUCAAGCCUAUGAUGUUCUAUGAUGGCUGCUUCCUGCUGCAGUUCAUGCUACAUUGCGUGGGCGGGGUGGCGAUGGAUCCAGUGUUGAGCAGUGCUUUCAGCUCCGACAACAUAAACAUCUCCCGUGAUAUCGUGCUGCUUGAGAACCAGCUCCCAUGGGUGGUGGUUGAGAAGCUCAUGAGAUUCAUGCCCUCGCCUGGCCUGGACCUGGUACAGUUCACUCGAAACGCCAAAGCCUCUCUGCAAGCCCGCCAACACCUCGAAGACAUACCUCUUGUAUGGGACAGUAGCUACACACCUUCGCAUCUUCUUGGCCUCCUACGAUACUAUAUUGUAGGAAGCACUCACAUUAGUGAUACUGAUGAGUCAUCCGAGCCCUUAUCUGAAAAGGCCAAGAAAUUAUCGAUUUCUGUCAGUGCCAUCGAGCUUGCAGAGAUCGGCAUCGAGAUCACGGCCACCAAAUCUACGGCAGAGCUAAAGGAAAUGAGAAUAAAAAAGGCGUCCCUCUCUGGUGAGCUCUUAUUGGCACCACUGUCCCUAGACUAUGGAAACGCAAGCUUCCUAGUCAACAUGGCUGCUUUUGAGCUAUGCACGACACCAGACUUCUUUGAAGAGGAUGAGGAGAAUUCUACUGUUUGCUCGUACCUCUGCCUCCUGGGUAUGGUCACUGACAGUGAGGAGGAUGUGCAGAAGCUGCGAAAAAAGCAUAUCUUGCAAGGAGGAGCAGGGCUCAAUAACCAGGAUGCGCUUGACUUGUUCAACAGACUUGAGAAGCACCUGCGCCCUGGAGUCCAAUAUCUGCGCACCAUUUUAGCUAUUGAGAACUACAGGACCAACAGGCCGAUCCGGAUCAUGCUGUACAGAUUUAUUUACAAGAACUUCAAGACCAUCGCCACGGUGGUGACCGCCAUUGUUGGAUUUGCCGGGUUCCUCGCGACGCUCAAGUCUCUCAAGUAA